AUGCCCAUCCCCCAUUUCAUCACUACCCAGAUACACCCUUCCUCUCCUCAAACCCUCCGCCUCACCAACAUUCUGUCUGAUCAACCUGACCAUAUUACCUUGCCACCCAGCCUACUUCGAACCAACUCACCAUAUGUGCCAGAAAAGGAGCGAUCAUCCUCCUGGCAAACACCUACGACAUCGACCAGCGUUCACAUUCUCAUACCAACGUCCGCCCCCAGUGUUUUCACUCCAUCACCUCAAACACAAUCUCAUUGGCAUUGGGAGAGAGGUCAGGUCAUUACACGUAAAUCUUACUCUCAGUUCCUCCAGACCCCUGCUCAGAUUUAUAAACCAUCCGCCUCAACACUCAAAUCACUUCGCACUUUGGAAGUUUUCAUACUUUCUAAAAGUCAUCCAAGGAACCAAAUCCUGCUACCAAAACUAAAGUUCACCUUGAACAUACCCCUAUUUUAAUUCAAAUCAAACCCAGAUCAAAGUCAACACAUUCAAAAAACCUUAAAUCCAAAAAUACCGAUUGAAAGAAUCCAAAUCAAAAACUCGCUGCUGCUGUGAAAAGUGCAGAUGAAGAUGGACAACCAAUCAAGUUCAUUUUGAUCAACACUGUUUGUCCAAAAUCUAAUACAUAGCAAUGGUACAUCUAAUCAACUUUAUCAACAUCAUCUAUGAAGUGCUAAGAAAAGAGCUUCGAUUCCACAAAAUCAAAACUUGGAUCCUGAGAUGAACGUACUGGAAACACUACUGCCAACUAG
Molecule: messenger RNA, 752 nt
Organism: Melampsora larici-populina 98AG31
Lineage: Eukaryota; Fungi; Basidiomycota; Pucciniomycetes; Pucciniales; Melampsoraceae
Exons: 3
Coding region: 1-456 (151 amino acids)
Source: RefSeq, a predicted model, not a curated record